AUGGGUGACGCUGAUAAGGCUCAGUACCUCGGAAUGACGACAGCCAUGGACCAGCAGCUGCCACAGAUAGAAUAUCUCAUGUGCUUUUACCACGUCAUCAAAAAGUGCUAUGAAAGGCGUACUGAGUUGACGAACGAAGAAUGGCGAGAUGUUUCAUUCGACAUCUAUUUGCUGCAUAUGUCGGCAAGUCGUGUGGACCUAGGCGACUUAAUGGCGGUGGUGCACGACAAGUGGGCGACGAGCCGGGGCCUCCGGAAGUUUCGGCGCUAUUUCUUUAGCCAAUGGCUGCCGUACAACCGUGCGUACAGUGGAACUGACGAUGUCCGCUUUUGGAAGUGGCAAGUGUACCACAGUCCACCUGGCAGCUCGUACACCAACAAUCCAACCGAGCACUUCAACUGCGAAUUGAAAGAUGUACGACAAUUAUCAUACUACAUUGAAUAA
This is a messenger RNA of Aphanomyces astaci, 444 nucleotides long. RefSeq lists its product as hypothetical. Bases 1 to 444 code for a protein of 147 amino acids. NCBI's taxonomy places the organism in Eukaryota, Oomycota, Saprolegniomycetes, Saprolegniales, Verrucalvaceae. The transcript is spliced from 2 exons. The record is from RefSeq and is a predicted model, not a curated record.